This is a messenger RNA of Penaeus monodon (black tiger shrimp), 1355 nucleotides long. RefSeq lists its product as uncharacterized. Lineage: Eukaryota; Metazoa; Arthropoda; Malacostraca; Decapoda; Penaeidae. The record is from RefSeq and is a predicted model, not a curated record.
UCAAGCCUCUGAAGGGCGAUGGAGUGGCCAAGCAUCCAGGUGGUGGCACCUCUUUCGUGGCUCCUCGAGUUCACGGUCUUAAAAAACGCUCAGCUGACCCCAUGCCGGAAGCUAAUCCUGAACCAGCAGCUGACCCUGAACCAACAGCUGACCCUGAUCCCUCCAAGAGUUAUAGUUACCAGGUAGUCCACCAUGGCUAUCCUCGCUACGGCUACCACCACGGUUAUCGCUACCCCUACUAUGGCUACCGUUACAGCCAUCACUAUGGUUACCCUUACACCUACCACAAGCACCACAAGAGAUCAGCCGACCCUGAACCCGAAGCUGAACCUCAUUACAGUUAUUACGGAUACCCUCACUACUACAAAGGAUAUUAUCACGGUUAUCCUCACACCUAUCCUUACUACGCUGGCUACCGCUACCGCUACCGAGGGAAGGACGGCGAUCACUUGGAAGGCUACACAAAACUGAGGACUAUCUCUGGAAAAAUGUCCAGUGGCGAGCUUAGGAAACGUCUGGAAAAGUACCCUACUAAUCAUGAGAUUAUGACUUGCAAAUAUAGAGGCUUCACAAGCAAUCCGCAGAGACGGCCCGUCCUCAGUGAGCCUACGACAGGACCAGCCAUGAAGUUCGCGGUAGCUGUAUUGGUGUGUUUGGCAGCGGCUGUUGUCACACAAGCCGAUCCCGAACCACACAAGUACCACCGCUACCCCUACUACCACUACUAUCCUCACUACCAUCAUGUCGAGCCACUUGAGGGCGAUGGAGUGGCCAGGCAUCCAGGUGGUGGCACCUCCUUCGUGGCUCCUCAAGUUCACGGCCUCACUAAACGCUCAGCUGACCCCAUGCCUAACCCUGAACCAGCAGCUGAUCCUGAUCCCUCCAAGAGUUAUAGUUACCAGGUAGUCCACUAUAACCAUCCUCACUACGGUUAUCGCUACCCCUACUAUGGCUACCGUUACAGCCAUCACUAUGGUUACCCUUACACUUACCACAAGCACCACAAGAGAUCAGCCGACCCUGAACCCGAAGCUGAACCUCAUUACAGCUAUUACGGAUACCCUCACUACUACAAAGGAUAUUAUCACGGUUAUCCUCACCGUUAUCCUUACUACGCUGGCUACCGCUACCGCUACCGGGGAUAGGGAAGAUAUCAGGAUUAGAUUACGGCAAGCCUUGUGGCGAUGGUCCUUUACCAAAUAUGUCUGAUAGUCCGGUUUGCUCACGCCGGUUUUUCGGGCAUAGACAGAACCAGAACGACAGAACGAGGAUCAUAAUAACUCUUAGAUACUCGCAUAACUAUUGUUUGUUGUUUCCAGAGAAUUCUGGAAGGUAAUAAAAGUAUUUAAGAUUUA